Brassica oleracea var. oleracea is the source of this 1011-nucleotide messenger RNA. RefSeq lists its product as uncharacterized. The transcript has a single exon. Lineage: Eukaryota; Viridiplantae; Streptophyta; Magnoliopsida; Brassicales; Brassicaceae. Bases 1 to 1011 code for a protein of 336 amino acids. The record is from RefSeq and is a predicted model, not a curated record.
AUGAACCAUAUGUUCGGAGAUUUGAGCACCAAGUACGAUAAUGUCGUGAGCCAUAUGAGACAGAUGGACAUUCAGAUAGCUCAGACUGCUGAGAGCGUCAAGAGGCAGCAAGGUACUCUACCUGGUAAAACAGACAAAAAUCCUAAGGAGUGCAAUGCAGUUCAACUGAGGAGCGGAAAACAACUUUCCGAGCCAGAGAAGAGGAGGUUCACCACGGCUGAGAAAGGGAAGCAGAAAGAGUCGGAACAACUACCAUGCGAUACCCCGGCAGUUGAGAGGAAUACGGAACCAGCUGUUGGAACAAAUUCACCAGGGCCAGAACAACCAGCUGAAGCUGUUCGCCCGAUCCCAGAAGUUGUUCCUCCUCGCGAAUACAUUCCUAAAGUCCCUUACCCUGUUCCAGCAAAGGCCACUCGUAAGGACAAAGAGGAGAUGAAGUGCAGGAAGAUGCUGGAGGACCUAACCGUCCGACUCCCCUUGAUGGAUGUGAUCCAGAUGAUGCCCUCCAUGCGCAGCUUUAUGAAGGGAUUGAUCUCAGGAAAAAUAUCAGAGGAGAGCGAAUUCAUGACAGUUUCCAAGGAGUGCAGUGCAGUGCUUCAGAACAUGCAGAUAAAGAAGCGAGGAGACCCCGGCAAGUUCGUCCUCUCUAUCCAGAUUGGGAAGACAGUUUUUGCAUGCUCCUUGGUUGAUCUUGGAUCCAGCGUGAACCUCAUGCCUUACACUGUAGGACGACGUCUAGGAUACACACAUUUCAAACCAACUAAGAUGUCCUUAGUGUUCGCGGAUAGAUCAGUCAAAUCCCCAGGUUGUAUACUAGAGGAUCUCCAAGUAAAAGUCGGAAACACCUCUGUUCCAGCAGACUUCGUUGUUCAAGAGCUGGAAGAAGAGUCUAAGGAUCCUCUCAUCUUGGGAAGACCAUUCCUAUGUACUGUUGGAGCCAUCAUUGAUGUGCGACAAGGGAAGAUUGAUCUGAAUCUUGGGGACAUAGUCAUGCAAUUCGAGAUGGAUUAA